AUGCUGUCGCCUCCAAAACGCCGAAAGACUGGCGACCGGUCGAGUGUCGCUAUCAGCGCAUCGCAGUCUAGGGAAGCGCUUGAAGAUAGGCGUUCUUCGCCCAGUCGGCCCUCCUUCCAAUCGCCUACCAAAUCCAGUCUCGCCAAAUCGCAUCCCGAUGUUCUCGAACGCGCGCUUAGCAGAUCUCCUGUACGACGACCGGUGAGUCGGGGGACUCACGAUAGCUUGGAAAAUGAGUCGGAUACGAGGGGGUUUCGUCGCAAGGCUAUGAGGCCGUCUUUGGGUCCCGGCAGCCCAUUAAAGGCGCCGCGAAUGUCUAUCGGUGGCGCGACAAUCCUCUCCUCGCCCAGCCGACGCGCAAGUGCCAUUGAAGCCUUUGCGAAACCACCGCGCAGAAUGUCCACGAAAAGAAUAAAUCCGUCAGACUUCAUCUUUGGAUCUCCGAUGCCUACCCGGCCUGCAGAUGCAGAUACACCGGAAGGACAGCUCGCACAAGAACUGGGCGGCAGUGCGACCAGGGAAGAAGACGACGCACCAAUUAUCGAAGCGGGUUUUGACGGCGCAUUUGACGAAGACUCUCUCGAACCAGAACUCCCACCUACACCAACACAACUAGGCCUUGAAAAGGCACCCCGAUCGACCCAGGGGACUACUAAGCAGUAUCCUCUCAAAUCAGCAAGGUUCCGAGACCCAAGCCCUGACGAAAUCGAAAGCGAAAGCCCAGACGACGCGAUCAACAUCGAGGACGGGCUGUCUGCCGCCGCAAUCGAGAAACGAAAAACCCGGCGCAAACUCGCGGCGGAACUCCAACAGCUCAAGAAAGACGUCGCAGAUUUAACAAAGUGGACCGGCGAAAUCGAGUCCGGAACCAGUAACCUGGAACAAGACGGAAGAGAACUGAGCAGAUUCCUCGCCAUGCUCACAGAAGAAUCCUCAUAUAUCAAUCGGCCAACGGCCCGCAAAGCUCCCACGCCAAUAUCAUCCCUCCUCUCAACGCUGCUCCCCUUUUCCACAAACAUCCCCCGUCCCAAUCAACAAGCCUCGCCUCUACCAACAAACCCAUUCGCCUUGAAAGCGUCUUCACAGUCAAAAUCCUAUCUCACAGUCUUCGCCCCGUUGACACUAACCACCCAAACAAGCCACACAUUUAACUCAAACACCCUCCUCGAAACCCAUACCCUGAAAUUCACGGCCCCAUCUCCAUUUCCACGCGCUCUAUAUAACGUCUCCGUCGUCUACGAAACAAACCCCGAACACCAAACAAUAACCUCCAUCUCUGUCCCCACAGCCGACAGCAAAAAGCGACAAGUCCCCGAGACCCUCCGCCGCUGGAUCGACACCCGCCUCGCCAACCCCCUCCUAAAUCUCGACGUGGCCACGUUAUGCUGGGCCAUAAAUCGGUAUUGGGAAGCAUCUCUCGCGCGCGCGCAGCUAUGGGCGCACAUUGAGAAAAAGUACGGCCGCCCAGGACUCAAUGAUAAAGGACAUGAAAAAGAUCAUGCCCCGCAAGACGGAGUCAUCACGCUUUCUGAACUGCGACGACUAGUUCCCCACCUCGAGCGAAAUACCAUGGUCAUUAAUUCCGGUUCGGGAAGUAUGAAGCCGCGGAUCCUUCUGUCGAAUGUAUUGACUAUCGACGACUGGACUGGCGAGCCACAGCUCCGGCCUGAAUUGAGCGUGGCGGUUUCACACGGUGAAGCGGGGAGGAAGAUUGAUACCGAGGCGAAGAGGUUGUUUCACGGUCUUUUGUCGGAGCAUGAUGUUGGUGCUGCGCAGGGGUUGGUUGGGACUAUGCGUGCGGAUGUGAUUCUGCGGGCUACUGAUGGUACUCUGGGGGUGUUUUUGGGAUCAUGA
Messenger RNA from Penicillium manginii, 1854 nucleotides. RefSeq lists its product as uncharacterized. NCBI's taxonomy places the organism in Eukaryota, Fungi, Ascomycota, Eurotiomycetes, Eurotiales, Aspergillaceae. The record is from RefSeq and is a predicted model, not a curated record. Bases 1 to 1854 code for a protein of 617 amino acids. The transcript is spliced from 2 exons.